Molecule: messenger RNA, 2653 nt
Organism: Haliotis rufescens (red abalone)
Lineage: Eukaryota; Metazoa; Mollusca; Gastropoda; Lepetellida; Haliotidae
Product: ribitol 5-phosphate transferase FKRP-like
Exons: 2
Coding region: 299-1849 (516 amino acids)
Biological process (GO): protein O-linked glycosylation via mannose
Cellular component (GO): Golgi apparatus
Source: RefSeq, a predicted model, not a curated record
AGGAAUAGAUUUACCAAUAAACAAGUACAACCAAUGUCUUUGUCGCGAUGUCAAGUUGUCUAGCUAUGUCUGUUUCUUGUGUACACUAUCUAUUCCCGUAUGUUUCAUCAUUUCACUUUGAUCGCUGUUUUCAAGGGGACUGUAUCUGAACGUCUGCGAGUCAACAAUGUGUUGAUCUAAAUCAGUGAAGAGGUUGGAUGGAGAACAUGAAAGCUAGUCUUCAACCUCGGAAAAUGGAUGAAGCGGUUGUAAAAUCCUUAAGAGAAAGCAUCACGUUGAUAGGUGAGCUGGGUAUCCCAUGAAAACAACAAUGGCGUGUGUCCGUGUAAGUCGCUGUCGGUCAUACCUGGUGGCUGCACUGAUGGUGAACCUUGUGAUACUUGUUUAUCUGGCAUUCAUACAGCACACGCAAUCUGAGACCGGCGCCGAGGUCAAGUGGGCUUCCCAUCAGUCAUUACAUAAUGAACAGCGGAGUGUCAAUCAAGCUCAUACAUCAGUUGAAUCUGACGUCACUGUCAUCAUCAGAGAAUAUGAGGAGUUUGAAAAUGAUCUGGUAAACUCAAUUGUAAAUAUACAGAAAACCUUCAACAAAAUUCCUGUUGUAGUCAUUGGGGAUAAGACUCCAUACCCUCCCUUACAGACUGUAGAUAUUGUGAAACAGAGAUUCCAGUUUGUUUCCCCUUCAGGUAAUAUCUGGCAUAAUAUGUCCUCAUCGGGACCAGAGUUUUUUAUCAAAACAAAGUAUGUGAUGAUUGUGCCAGACUCGACAUCUAUAACAGAUGUGACACUAUUCACUCAACUGGUGAAAAUUCUAAAUAAUAAUUCUGCCAAAAUUUUAGCAGUUCCGUUUAAGAAUUCCAAUAUAUUCUGCAGUCCAGUUGUUGUGAACUUCAAAACAUGGACACUGGAAUAUCAGCCUUCCAAACCCUCUGACAAAGCCUGCAACAACGUUCUGGGGGAUCAUGCUGUGUUUAUGAAAACUGAUAGCUACUUUCAGUUUUCUCAACCAUACAUGCGUCCACUGCCAUUAUCUUUGUAUAUACAAGGUGCAGUUAAACACUGGACAGCAGCAGUAGUGAAAACAGUCAACCUAACAACCCUGACCAACUUGUACCAGGCUGACCCUCGGCACCGCUGGCAACACAAACGCAAUUACCAGGAGCGACAAGAACACAUGUACCGACAACUAGGCUUUAAACUGGUCAUUCAAGACAGUGGACGUAGACAGUGGUAUGGCUGUACGAAGGACACUACAAGAUGCUUUGACACAGUCAUCAAUGAUAUGCCAGAAUAUCUGUAUGACAAUCGCUGGACUCCUCCAUGCUGUCUUCGAGCUUUACGAGAAACUGCCAAGCAUGUGUUCAGUAUACUGGAUGCGUGUGAGGCCAGGUUUUGGUUGGAAGGGGGUAGCUUGUUAGGAGCUGCUCGAAUGGGUGACAUCAUUCCCUGGGAUUAUGAUGUGGAUGUGGGGAUUUAUAGGGAAGACUUAAACAAAUGUGAUUAUCUUCGACAGUGUAUGCAGGGAUCCUAUGUUGAUGAGAGUGGGUUUGUGUGGGAGAAAGCCAUAGAAGGGGACUUCUACAGAGUGCAAUACAGUGAGACUAACAGACUCCAUGUGGAUAUUUUUCCAUUUCAUUCUAGGAAUGGGACAAUGACUAAAUACACUUGGUUAAAAUCUCACAGACAGGAUACUGAAUUUCCAGAACAUUUCCUAAAACCGUUAUCUAAAAUCAAGUUUGCUGGUUUGGAAGUCAAGGCUCCGAAUGAUGUAAAGGGCUUUCUGGAAUUUAAGUUUGGACCAGGUGUAAUCGAGAAUCCCAAAUAUCCAAAUUCUCAAGACCCAGUAUGAUUCUAGUCUUUCACUUUAGUUUACUUCACAUGUCAUCAGCAUUAUCAAAUAAAGUUUAAUGAGUUUGUAAUAGAUUUUGCCUUCCUGUGGAAAGAUUAAUGAGAUGCAUCAUUGCAUCAAACAUAGAAAAAGAAGUUUUUUUACAAAGAAUUUUUUUUGUCAUUGGUAUGUAUUAAGAAUCAGUGAAGUGAUAGCAGAGAGGUUGUUGUCCAAGUUCUAUCAUAACACAACAGCAAUUGUAGUAAUCCCCUUUUGAUUACAGCUGGCAACAACCACACAUAAAUAAGGAACUAUGGUUUCAUAAUUCUGUAGUAGUAUACUUAACAUGCAUGUCUGUUGUCAUCAUUCCAGCCUGUUUUCCUUAGUUUCACAACAUGACAAAAAGAAAUUACAUUGAUAUUAAUUUUUUAUUCAGUAUUUGACUUAAUAACAAGUUUAAACUCAUUUAUUAAUGCAUAUAUAUAAUUCAAACAAAGAUGAAAACAUGACCUUAUCACAGUCAGCUGUACAAAAUAAUAUACACAUGAAAAACAGUCAUCAACAUUGAUACUUCAACAAAUGGCUAAUGCUGGUCAAUCCAGCACCAUGGAAACAUGGACAUUUAAAUAUGGAUGAACAGUUCAAAUUAACUGUGGUCUCUCAGACAAGGAUUCAAUCCCCUGUCCCGAUAGCUGCUUUUAUAUAAAUUGAACUGUUGUUCACACUGUGGGAUAAGUCAUUAAGACUUCACAUACAUACAUUUCAACAACAUCCUUUUUAUACUUGAACCAAUAAAUUUCAACUUCUUUAAAAUAUUUCAAAUGU